Messenger RNA from Parascedosporium putredinis, 825 nucleotides. NCBI's taxonomy places the organism in Eukaryota, Fungi, Ascomycota, Sordariomycetes, Microascales, Microascaceae. The record is from the annotation of a GenBank genome assembly.
AUGCCUUUCUCACGACCCCAGCCCGUGGUGCCCAUCGAAGUCCCGGAUAUCUGUCGAAUCUUCGUGGACGACUCCAACACCUGGAUCGAGGGCCAAAAGCUCGCUGCCUCGGGCAGCCUCCACCUACCCAAGCUGAUCGACGCGGAGCAGGAUCCACGGUUCCGGCUCCACAUGGACCAUCUAGUGGAAAAGCUACUCAACAAUCGUCAGAAAGGCCCCUCCUUUCGCUACGGCUCACAACCAGCCCCGGGGGACACGUCAAAGAAGUCCCGCAACAAAUACCACCUCGAGACCAAGGUCUUUGAACGCUCUCACGGCAAGGAGAAGCAGGUAGACAUCGCCAUGGCGGCGGACAUCGCCUUCUUGGCCGCCGAGCUGGAUACAGGUGCCCGCUACGACCCCAGGAUCAAGACACAGAAGAGACGAACCGUAUUCGUCGUUGUCACGGGAGACUGCGACCUUCUCCCAUCCAUCGAGGGGGCCUUGGACCGUGGGAUCCGCGUCGAGCUCUGGGCGUGGUCUAGCAACCUCUCGAGGAAAUACAUUGCCUUGGAAAACCAACACUCCACGUUGUCGGUUAGACACCUGGACCCCUUCGCGAAGGAGAUUUCCUUCCUGAAAUAUAAGUCCACCUGGAAAACGAUCGACCCAGCCCACGCAGUCGUACUCGAGCAGAAGAAUGCUUCUCUUCUGCCCUCCGAUAUCGAAGGAUCCAUUACCGAGACACUUAAAGACAGGCACCGGCUGUUCUACAUCACCAAACUCCGCUCGGCGCCACAGAACUUCGCUGUGGAGUUCCCCGGGUCAAAAACCUCGACGUUAUGA